AGAAAAGAGCUCAAUCUUUGGGGCCAACCUUGUAGAGCGUGCACACUGAGACACACACCGUCUGUGGCCGUGCGCCGCAUUGCCAGGCAUUGCAAGUCAAGGGCUGAACUGAACCUGUGCAUUGUUGGGAUGAGUUGAUAGAUCAUUAAGAGUAUCCUCCGACUGAUCUCGGAUCGAAAAUUCGAGCUCGAUGCUAGAGAGAAGUCAAGACCUGGGAGCCAAUUCAGGACUAUACGAGCUUCUCUUGAGGCAACCCAAUGGAUUCUCUGGUCAGAGAGCUUGAAGGCGAACUGACUCGUCCUUGACAUCCGACUAAAAACUCAAUCGCGUGCAUUUCCUCUCAUCUCAGACGUAGAUUAGAAACGAAGGACGACAGUAGGAUCGUAGAUUUAGUUUCACCCGAUUAGAAUUUGAAGGGUUCAGGUGGCUGGAGGUCCUCUAGAGAGGGUUGAGUUCUGUACAACUGUGAUCUCCUUUGUGUUUUGAGUUCGAAAGAAGAUGGCGGGUGAUGGGGAAAAUGAAACGAGUCUUGAGGAUACACCGACGUACGCGGUGGCAAUUGCAGCAGCUGCUUUUAUUGCAUCGUCUCUAGCUCUCGAACGGCUCAUUCACAAAUUCAAAAAGUACUUGAAGUCCAAGAAUCAAAAACCUCUGCGAAAGGUUUUGGAUAAACUGACCGAAGAGUUGAUGCUUCUUGGAUUCAUAUCCUUGUUGCUGACGGUUCUUCAGAAUCCUAUCACUAAAAUUUGUGUAUCGGACGCAUUCGCAAGUCACAUGCUGCCCUGUGAAAGGCAUGAGCUAGCUGCAUCAGAUGCAAACGCUCCCGCGGCCGAUACUACUGCUCACAGAAGGCUGCUGGACUUAUUCGAGAUGGAUGCUUAUGAUUCCAGACGAAUGCUAUCAGGAGGUGGUAGCACUUACUGUAAAGACAAGGGCAAAAACUCUUUUGUGUCCUAUGACGGACUGCACCAACUGCACAUCUUCAUCUUUGUGUUGGCAAUUACUCACGUGACUUACAGCCUCUUGACUGUGUUAUUGGGAUUCGCAAGACUGCAUCACUGGCAACGAUGGGAGAAAGAAACUAGAGCCGAGAACUACAGCACCAAAGCGGAUUUAACGAAGAGAUAUUGUGACAAGCUUCAAAAUCCCAAAGCUACUGGCUUUGGAUUUGUUGACAGACACUCUCAUCCAUGUUACGAAAACAAUUUUACACUCUGGAUACUUUGCUUCUUUCAACAAUUCUUCGCCUCUGUUUCAAGGGAAGACUAUCUGGUAUUUCGAGUCGGAUUUUUGUCUAGUCACCAACUGACCGAAUCGUUCAACUUCCGUGAUUAUGUUAUUCGAUCCAUGGAGGUAGACUUCAGAUCUGUUAUCGGAAUCAGCUGGUGGCUCUGGGCCUUCGUGAUCCUCUUUCUGCUCUUUAAUGUUUAUGGCUGGUAUACUUAUUUCUGGGCAGCGUUCAUUCCCACAUUAAUUAUAUUAGUCAUUGGAGCAAAGCAGCAGCAUAUAAUCUCAACCCUAGCUUUGCAAGCGAAGAGACAUGCUUUGGAGGUUAUCGAUAGGCAGAAGGAUGACCCAGAGAAACAAGCAAUGACUUGUAAAGAUAUGGCGGAAGCCGUAAUUCCCAGCAAUGAGCUAUUUUGGUUUGAGAGACCGAAAGUUCUCUUGAAACUUAUACACUUCGUCAUUUUUCAGAACUCUUUCGAGCUCGCUGUUUUCUUCUGGCUUUGGGCAACAUUUGGCUGGAACUCCUGCAUACUUGGGAAUCACACGCUUCUAAUUGUCCGACUUGUUGUCGGGUUACUAACGCAACUUCUUGCGAGCUACAGUACCUUGCCAAUCUACGCUCUCGUCACACAAAUGGGCACACACAUGAAAACUACUGUGUUCUCUCCGGAUGUUGCCAAUGGUCUUCAAGUGUGGAAAGCUCGUGCCAAAAAGCAUCAGAGAGCUACGAAGACUGCCACCAUAGCAAGUUCCGCUCAGACGAACGGAAUUUCUGGAGCGGAUGGCAACGGCUCAAUACCAGAAGAACCGUCAACUGUUGUCACUGGCUCAGAAGGCUCCAGACACAUAGAAAUGUCAAACACACCUGCUGGUCCAGAAACCCAAUCAAUGGAAAGCGAUGACACCCAGAAGAAAUUCCAGCGCUUGUAUGGUAAACAAAAGGGACUCGAAAGACUACGUACAUGCCAGAUACGACCGAGGGACCAGUGAUAAUGUUCCAGGAGAAACUUCUCAGGAAGAGAUCAACAUACUGAUCACAUUCUGUACAUAUAAUUGCCACCUUUGAUCCCAUCACAUUGUCGGAAAGUUAGUUACUACAUCUUACAAUGUAUACGGCGAUCGUGCAGUAGGAUAAAUCUAGUCCAGCCACGCCCUGAUGUAUUGGAAUCAGCUCGUGGCUGUGCUAGUGCUGAGGCUCAGUCAUAAUGUCCGUCUUUCCUCUAUGAAGAUAGUCUUCACGGAAGGUUCGUAAAGAGGAUAUAGUAUCUACCGUACAGGCUUAGGCUAGUAUGGAAUCCACUAAUUUAACUAAUUAUUACCAGUCAAGUCUCUUGGACACAUCUUUGAGGUAACAUGAGCAAAUCUUUGAGAAUCUCGUCAAGGUCGCUCCCCACUAAUGUUAUUUCCUAGAGCUGGAGUCAUUGAGAUCUGAAAACAAGCAGAGUCUUGGUGUCGAAUAUCUUGGGGAUCGACAGCCUCUUGCUAGUUAUCGUAAUUUUGCUAGUACAGUAAAGACACACUGGCCUUUCAAGACGUAACCUAUCUAUCUCAGUAAACUUUGGCAAAUCUCAUUUUGCAAUGU
Molecule: messenger RNA, 2809 nt
Organism: Marchantia polymorpha subsp. ruderalis
Lineage: Eukaryota; Viridiplantae; Streptophyta; Marchantiopsida; Marchantiales; Marchantiaceae
Source: the annotation of a GenBank genome assembly